Naegleria gruberi is the source of this 327-nucleotide messenger RNA. RefSeq lists its product as uncharacterized. Bases 1 to 327 code for a protein of 108 amino acids. Gene Ontology annotation, molecular function: ATP binding; dephospho-CoA kinase activity. The record is from RefSeq and is a predicted model, not a curated record. Gene Ontology annotation, biological process: coenzyme A biosynthetic process. The transcript has 2 exons. NCBI's taxonomy places the organism in Eukaryota, Heterolobosea, Eutetramitea, Acrasida, Naegleriidae.
AUGUCGAGUCAGCCUAAAAGAUUGAAAUCUGUUGGAUUAACAGGUAUUUGCUCUGGAAAGAGUACUGUCGUAUCCUAUCUGGGCGAACUCAUCAAGGAAUAUGAACAAUUACACUCACAAUCACCAUCAGAGCACCACAAGAUAUUCUUCCAUGUUAUUCCUACUGAUGAAUUGGGUUGGAAAGCCUAUAGUGUUGGCACUGAAUGUUAUAAACAGGUUGUUGAGGUUUUUACUCCUCUAGUGAAGCAAAUUGUAGGAGAGGAGGCUUCUCUUCUGGAUGAACAACAACAAAUUAAUAGAAGAAUGUUAGGUAAUUAUAUUAUAUAA